Molecule: messenger RNA, 1335 nt
Organism: Nakaseomyces glabratus
Lineage: Eukaryota; Fungi; Ascomycota; Saccharomycetes; Saccharomycetales; Saccharomycetaceae
Source: RefSeq, a predicted model, not a curated record
AUGGUAUUGCAUGUGAGGAUAGAUAACUUACCGCCGGAUAAGUCAUGGAGUCAGGUGAGGCAGCUGGUCGGGUCCAUAGUGCCUCCCUCGCUGGUGCUGCAAGUGAAGAUGCUGCCACCGAUGUCCUCUAUGGUGCCACCUUUCCAGCUGAUAAAGAGCUGUGUGGUGACUCUGAAGGGAAACAUCGACCAGAUGACGCUGCAGAACUUGCUGAUGGGCAUAAACAGUUACCAAUGGGACUACUUUGAUCUCUACGGGUACGUCAUACCUUACCCGAUGGACAUGAACGUGGACUAUAGCAAUAGCAACCCACUGUCGACGUCCCCAAGUGUAGAUACCAGCAACGAGGAUUACAUGUUUAUGGGCUCGCCUACAAACCAGUCGCUCUACUACAUGCCGCAGUCCCCACCUGGGUCCGGGCUGGUGUCCCCGCCCGCUGGCACGACAAUGACUAUGCCACCCCCAGGUGCUCCUCCGCCAGUAGCGUUCGAAUACAUGAUGCCACCGGCCAGCAGGUAUAUCUACCAGGAGAGGCCGCACGCAAACUUCUCGGCUGGGCCGGCGUUCCACUACGGCGGGUACCACCGGUACAACAGGCAUAGCAACGACAGAAACGGAAAUUACUCUAGCGAUAGCACAGACGGAUACACAAAAGAUAUACUGCCCUUGCUCAACAGAGACAGGCCCACGGAUCUCAACAUGAUAUCGAAGGACAUGCUCAGGACGAAGAACCCCGACGCCAACAGCACCAGACUGAAACAGAUAUUCAACGAAAUAAGCUUCAGAAAGCAGAUGACUAACAGAGGCAUGUGGCAACUGAAGCUGGAGAACUUCCCGCCUUUCAUCCAACUAGAUUCCUUGGAACCUCUAAGCCCUCAGGAACCGAAGGUUGACGUGGACAUUGUGCUGGAAUCAAACAAGAUAGAGAAGUUUGGACGGUUAAGGUGGAGUAUACUGAAGGAUUACAUCAAGCUGAAGUGUCCAAAACUGUUAUCACUGUGUGAGUCUUCAACAGUGGAUACCGGAAAUGGUGUGUUGGUGUCAAACGUGAACAACACACGCGAGUUCUACGUAGGGGUAUAUGAGGACCAUGAGGAGCAAAAGGUUAUUGACGUGAUAAACCCAGAGACGGACAAAAACUAUGUAGGUAACAUCAGCAUUGAGCCCGGCAGGUACAGGGCCAAAGUAGUUCGUUAUAGUGCGGUGGUAGGGUUUCAUGACAAGGAGAUAUGUGAUCUUUGCCUAACCGCACUUCAGGGCCAAGAAUAUCUUCUAGGAUAUAAAUUGCAGGCAAGUGAGCUACCACCAUUUGAGGAAGAGGAAAAGGCAAGUUAA